AUGCCAUCCAACAUUCAGGUCUUCGUGAAAUGGAAGGACCAGACAAUAUUUGCAGGAGAGGAUGUGGAAUGUACUAUAACGUUCAAGAACGUGGCAGAUACUAGCCCUGACGCUCAUCAUGGGGGCGAAGAAGGUCGACAUUCACGAAAGGUCUCUCGAGUCGCGAAUCGCACACCUAACCCGAACUCGGAAACUUUCUUUGGAUUCAAAUCACCCCAGGCUCUAUUUUCCGGUCGGCGAUCAUUUUCGAUCAGCUCGCAGCGAAAGCCUUAUCACCGCACAGCCUCCUCUCUGAGCUCGCCGUUAGUUGGCUCCCACAGUUUUCCCCCAAACAGCGGUACCUCUACACCGCGAACGUGGCAACCAGGGCACAACCAUCAACGAUCCGUUUCCAUUCUCUCGAUUGAUAGUGAAGGUCAAGCCGAUCCGGCGCCUUCCCCGCGCCAGUAUAAUCGAUCUCUACCGGCCAGGGGCCACGGGCGCUCGGCGAGUCUCCAGGUUCUGCCACGGAGACAGAAUAGCUACGAGGAUUCUUACAAGAAAGCGAGAACUCCCUCUCACGCUUUUCCCUUCCCAUUGACAGAAGCUCCUAGCGAGCAUCCUAAUGGCAGCCUCAGAGUUGAUACCUCCAAUUUGGGGGGAUCCAACCGCCCCGGCUCUUUAGCCACAAGCCCAGUAGGGCCAGUAGAGCCAUUGCGCCCGCCUUCACGGCGACCCCAACCGCCUGCCCUCGAUUUCAAGUUUCCCGCCGCGCCUCCGACCGAAUCAACGAACAACCAAACCGUGCGCACUCCGUCGCCGAAGUCGGCAACCACCAAUGGCACAACAUCAACCGGAGGAAGAUCAACUAUUAAAGAUGCGCAGGGUCUUACCGGACCAGCGCACCAACAACUAACUCGGAUUAUAUCAGCCACAAGCGUGAAUGCGAGCAGCCGGAGUAGCGGGGAGUUCUACUCUGUGAGUGACCACUCCACUGAGACUCUCGGAUCUGAGUACACAAACUAUUCGGUACAGGGUGCAAGAACUCUCCCUUCCAUGCGGCAUAUGCGAAAUCAUUCGAGCGUAGCUCCACCUACUUCCAAAGCUCUUAACAGCCAGGCGCUGCUUAUGGGCUAUGCGCAAGUUAGCGCAUCUUUCACAGUCGAUGGUUCAUUGGUGAAUCAGGCGGCUUUCGAUGAAGUCAAACGAAAAGGAGUUGUCGGCGGGCAAGCGGGCGCUGGAAUUCCUGGCCGCGCACCGCCAGCAGCCGAGCGACCACGCAAAACAGGUGGAUUCUGGGGUGCACUCAAAUGGAACACCAUUGAAGAAUCCAUCAAUGGCCUCCUCUCAAAUAACGAACUGGAUGGACUACGCGAAAUGCGUGGCGUAACAUCGUCGAGAUCAAUCCCGCUGUUGUCCACCUCGCAAUCCCUCCUUUUUGUGGACCUUCGACUGGCACCGGGGGAGGAACAGUCAUAUUCCUUCUCUUUCUCUCUUCCUAAAGGACUCCCGGCGAGUCAUAAAGGCAAAGCUAUCAAAAUCUCAUAUAAUUUGGUCAUUGGGACUCAGCGGCCUAGCGGGCCCAACGAACCUCAAAAGGUCAACCGCAUCAAUAUACCCUUCCGUGUUUUCAGCGGCGUGAAUGAAAAGGGAGAUGUCCUUGGGCAUGACUUGAUGUCACCCUAUGUUCUUCUACGGGAUGAAGCAAAGGUGCAAAAGGUCGGGCCCGUGAUCCCAAUGAUAGCGAGAAAGCAAAGUAUCAGCAAAUCUAACCACUCUGCCUCGGACUUCCUUAGCUACGUGGAUGAAAUCUUAGAGCAACGUGCGCGUUCUAACACACUCUUUCCACCUGGCGCUCUGCCCUCGAGACGACCUAGCGUCGAGGGAUUGCCCCAGAUGCUUUCCAGCAAAGAUAUCAUUGACUUUGCCAUCCUCCGCAGUAACCAGGCUAUGAAUUCUCGUCGCAGCCCUAAUCGCUUUGAGAUCGCUCGUGAAGGCCAACGCAUUGCGGAGGUUGUUCUAAACCGACCAGUUCAUCGGCUUGGAGAGACUGUCAUCGCCACUAUGGAUUUUGGAAAUGCUACCAUUCCGUGCUAUGCAGUCCGUGCCUCGCUAGAGACAUCUGAAAAAGUCUCUCCUACUUUGGCCAUUCGAUCCCAUGCCAGCAUUCACCGAACGACGCGACGCAUUCAUGCUUCUCUGUUUGAGAACACACUCCAUGCCACCCGCGUAGUCUUCAGCCCUGCUAUCCCUGUUGCAGCCACGCCUUCCAUCCUGACUAGUGGCGUGACUCUCGAUUGGGAACUGCGGUUCGAAUUUGUGACCUCCAGUGUUCGAGGCGAUCAAGGGACCCCACCAUCGGGAACCCGAUUGCUCGAGACUUUGUCGUCAGAUGAUCGUGGCCAGCUGUUGUGUGCCAUGGAGCAUUUGAACUGCGAAUCGUUCGAAAUCUCUAUCCCACUGACUGUGUAUGGAGAAACUGUUCGAGAACGACUGCCAGAGGAGAAUCAGGGCUACCCGAUCUAG
Messenger RNA from Penicillium paradoxum, 2505 nucleotides. RefSeq names its product putative intracellular protein transport protein (Sat1). The transcript has 3 exons. Bases 1 to 2505 code for a protein of 834 amino acids. NCBI's taxonomy places the organism in Eukaryota, Fungi, Ascomycota, Eurotiomycetes, Eurotiales, Aspergillaceae. Gene Ontology annotation, cellular component: Golgi membrane; Ric1-Rgp1 guanyl-nucleotide exchange factor complex. Gene Ontology annotation, biological process: retrograde transport, endosome to Golgi. The record is from RefSeq and is a predicted model, not a curated record.